GAGUGGACUGCCAUCCGUCUCGUUGAAGAGUGGCUUCGUUUAUUUCGAGCUGCGACCACCAUCAUGUCGUCCACAAAUGCGAUCACACUCUCUUCAGUACAAGGAGUCUUCCGUGACCUUCAAGACCACGUCCUCCUUGCAUUCAAGUCACUCCCGGAUACGGCUCCACCAAGUCUCAAGCAAGGGCUACUAAACGCCCAUCGGAAGCUCAGCGACUACUUCAAUCAGACAGACUCUUCACCAUUCUACCUC
This is a messenger RNA of Epithele typhae, 252 nucleotides long. RefSeq lists its product as uncharacterized. The transcript has a single exon. The annotation marks the transcript as partial. NCBI's taxonomy places the organism in Eukaryota, Fungi, Basidiomycota, Agaricomycetes, Polyporales, Epitheliaceae. The record is from RefSeq and is a predicted model, not a curated record.